This is a messenger RNA of Aspergillus alliaceus, 1192 nucleotides long. Its product is annotated as beta-lactamase-like protein. The record is from RefSeq and is a predicted model, not a curated record. Lineage: Eukaryota; Fungi; Ascomycota; Eurotiomycetes; Eurotiales; Aspergillaceae. The transcript has 3 exons. Bases 110 to 1057 code for a protein of 315 amino acids.
UGCGUGCCAUACCAUGCUUUCACUACCCGUUGUGAUCUGGAGAUACACCCGAGAGGGGUCGGAUACAUUUUCUCUUUCAGGUCCCACAUUAUCUAGGAGAGCCUCUUGAAUGGAUACCCAAAACACAGUGGCUACGGCUACGAACAAUGACGACGCUGUGCAGCUGACUUUCUUCAGCACAGGAACAUUGCGCAUCAGACCCACGAUGCGCUCACAAUCUGCGAGCAGCUUUGCGCUGCUUCGUCGGAUAAAGUCGCUGUGCGACAGGCGAUGGACAGAGCCGUUUCCAGUUGGGGUCUUCUUGAUCCGCCACCCAGAAGGACUUUUCCUUAUGGACACCGGUCAAUCUCCCUGCUGCAUUGACACAGGCCCUCCCCCUCGCUUGGCGCUUUUCAAAGGCCGUCACAGCGAAUUCACCAUCCAGCGUCAAGAGGGCAUCCUGGAGCAGCUCCACAAGCAUGGUAUCAGGGUGGCUGAUCUCAAAAGCGUCAUUCUGAGCCACCACCAUAAAGACCAUAUCGGCGGCCUACAUGACCUGCUCACCGAAGCCCCAAAUCUCCCCGUUUACAUCAGUCGUCAAAACUGGGAAGCUUUCGGAAAGCAUCCGCUGCUCGCAAGCAUGGAGGGCGCAACAUCCAAUCCCUGGCCGAAAUGCUUUACACCGAGAAAAAUAGAUUUUGAGUCCCAUCCGGUGGGGCCGUGGCAGCAGUCUUAUCCUCUGACGGAGGAUGGCAAGAUUGUGAUUGUGGAUACAUCUGGGCAUGCACCCGGUCAUGUCAGCGUUAUCGUCUACGGUGAUGACGAAAGCGAGGGAGGGGGAAAGGUCACAUACUUCCUUCCGGGAGAUGCGACAUUCAGUCUAGAUCUUCUAGAGAAGGAGGACCCGGGCGGUAUUAAUGAGGAUCCGAAGCGUGCCGUGCAGACCCUUAAAACCAUCAAUGAGUUUGCAAGAGGGACUGAUGUGGUUGUACUGCCGAGUCAUGAUACCACUACGCCUCAGCUGCUUGCUGAUCGGGCAGUGUACCGGCCCAGCCAACGUGAAGUUGAAAUCCAUUGAAUGUAUCACGGCCAUACAUACAAUCUUCAGCAGCUCUAUUCCCUAUUAUCCACCUCCCAAACCAUCGAAUCGUGCACAGACCCAUCUACCCCCCUCUCCAACCUCACCUCAAACCCCAACCUCUCAUAAACAGCC